This is a messenger RNA of Funneliformis mosseae, 1668 nucleotides long. The record is from the annotation of a GenBank genome assembly. NCBI's taxonomy places the organism in Eukaryota, Fungi, Glomeromycota, Glomeromycetes, Glomerales, Glomeraceae.
AUGGCAUCACCACAAGCACCAGGUCCCAAGAAAUUAAAUCUCCAUAUUCCAACUUAUUCAAAUGCCGGUUCUCCGGUCUCACCGUCGUCUCCAGUAUUCUCCGCAUCUCCGGCAUUUAAUUCGCCAAAACAAUUUGAUUCGGUUCCACCUUCACCAACGUUCUCAGGCUCUUGGAACGUCAAUAAAUCUCAUGCUGAGCUUACUUCAUUAUUAAAAGAAGCAUAUGGCGUAAUACGAGAAAGAGAGAGAGAUCUUACGCUUGCCGCCGAAAUCGGUAAAAGCCUUCUCGAAAAUAACAUUGCGUUAAAAUCCAAAUAUGAGUCAACCAUAGUCCAAUUACAACAUGCCCAAAGAGCACGAAACAUUAUUUCAAUACAACAUCCAAUUGACAGCAAGCAUGCGACUCCAAUAGCUCCGCCAAAUAACUCAUUAGAAGAUCAAGUGGAAUUUGAGGAUAGUGAUAAUGAAUCACAUCAAGCAUGGACCAGUUCUCAUGACUAUCCUGCACCGUAUGAUGGUCCGAUUAAACGAAAGAAUCGCGAUCAACAAAAUUCAGGCUUAAAUUAUAAGGACCUUGAAAAUCUUAGGGAUUUAGAAAUGCGAAAUCAAGAACUUCAACAGCAACUUGACGAUGCGAUAAGGGAUUAUAAUGAGUGUGAUCGAUCAAAUAAAGCCAAAGUGCGUAAACUUGAAGCGGACGUUAAACACUUCCAAGAUGAAUGUUUAAUGGCCUCACAAAAAAUUGAAGACCUCGAAAGGGAAACCGACCGUCUCACUCAAAAGCAAAAGGCUGAUUUUUGGAAUAUUAAAUAUAAUAAAAAAUCAAAUGAGAAUGAUGAAUUUAUUGAUGCAUUAGUUCAAAGAGUACAAGAGUUAGAAGACCAAAAUACGAUCAUUGAAAGAUCAAAAGCGGAUAUUGAACGACGGUGUAGUCUUUUAACAGCUAAAUUGGAAACGCUUCAAAGUGAAUUCGAUGAAUUAUCACAACAAACAAGUAAUUAUGAUAUGUUACAAAUAGAUAAUCUCAGAAAGGAUGAAAUAAUUGCUGAACUUAACGAGAGUCUUGAGGAACAACGUGCCUUGGUUGUAAAUUAUCGAUCAGGAUUUUGGUCACAGAGAACCUCACGUGCAAAUUCCAUAUCUGAUGGUGGUAAUAUUAUGUCAAAAGCUUUAAGAAGAGUAAGCGACCCUGAUGGGAUGCGUGCUAUGUUUGGUGUAGCACCAAAGCAAAAUAAUCAGGAUUCUUCAGGUGGAAAGAUAAAAAAGACUUUACUUUCAGAGUUGGAAAACGAAUGGUUCCGUAAUUUAACGAUGUUCAAACGAGAAGUACAGAAUGGUAACGGUGAAGAUACAUCACCACCUUUCUCACCGAUUUCUUCAGAGAAAGAUCUCAGUGAUUUCUUCAUUUUAAAUGGCGCGCGACCGGAUGAUGAUAACUUAACGCUCGACUACCUAUCAGAUGAUGAAUUUAGUUUCUUGGAUGAAUUCGAAGUAAAUAACGAAGAUGCCAACCGACGAAGAGAAUGGUUCUGGCGAAGAUGGGCAAGAGCCAUUGUAAAGUUCCUUAGGAUGAUAUGGAGAUGGUGUCGAUUUCUUUUCUUCCUUGUUGCUGGAUUGUUCCUGGCUCUAUAUCGGGGACCUGACUAUCUCUUACCUAACGAGUUGUAA